GAUUGGAUUGGAUUGGAUUGGGAGAGCAGCAGCACCAGCACUUGGGGUUCGAGUUCGAGCUGAUGUUCAUUGACGUGCGUCAGCUGUGAGCGGGUUGACGUCGAACCAGACCGUAGACACCACAGAUGUCUCAGUUAUUUAGUGACACUUGUCUUGUAAUUAUUCAAACGAUGUGAUAUCACUGAGGAUGGUAACUGCCGGUGAUACGGGCAAGCGGGAACAAGAAGGAUCGUGGUGUCUAUCAUGUUUUAUAUGAUGAUGAGAAUUAAUUUCAAGACGAUCCUUCUUGUAUUGAUCGUCGCCGUAAUUAGCUCUAUAUUUACGUCAUGGAAUAACUGCGGAAGUAGCAUUCUUAUCAGGACGGCUGAGUGGAAGACUCGUAGGGAUCGGCUUGCUAAUAGUGAGCUGGGAUAUCAAGAGAUUGAUUGUAAUAUUAAUGGAGAAUAUUUAAUAGGGUGUAGGAGAGAGGGAGAUGAAGUUUACAUUCCGUUUUCAUUUAUUCAUAAGUAUUUCGAGGUUUAUGGGAAAUUGGCUACUUAUGAUGGUCUAGAAAGAUUUGAAUGGUUGCACAGUUACUCCAAAAUAGUUCGACCUAAAUCAAAAUAUGAUCCACGUGGUGUUUUUAUGACAUUCGAAAAUUACAAUGUGGAAGUACGUGAGCGCGUUAAAUGCGUCAGUGGGAGCGAUGGUGUCCCGAUGUCAACCCAAUGGGAGAGCCAGGGUUACUAUUAUCCAACCCAGAUAGCGCAAUUUGCUUUAUCGCAUUACAGUAAAAACUUAACCGAGCCCGAGCCGCAUCGAAAGAUCAUUGAAGAUGCUGACAAAGUUCAGCAGGCCUGGGUAGUCCCCCAGGGUUCAGUGAUGUCGAGAAAUUAUGACGUACAGUCCAAUAGUUAUGUCUUGAGAUUCGGUACUCCGGAAACGAGUACUUCGGGGAUAUCAAUAACGCUAGAUCAUGUUUUGUCAUUUGUUUUGAAGCUGGAUUUAAUUAUUAAGGACAAUGGCAGUGUCACUGUCGUGAUGCAACACCGGGAAAGAAAAGAUUCUUAUUACCUUCAUUACACCACCAGUAAUAUCGUUCUCAACACGAUAAAUAACCACAUUUAUUACGGAAUCGGCGCAAGUAAUAGUCAGUGGAAACGCAUUACUAGAGAUUUAGUUGUCGAUUUACAAAAGGGCUUGAGUGUAAAUGAAAAGGGAAAGAAAAAGUUGUCAAGAUCAAAAUUAAAAAUAAUAAAAAUAAUUUUGUAUGGGUCAGGUAAAAUAGACAAUAUGACGUUGUCGACAAGUGAACAUAUGGAGCAAUUUUAUGACGCGGCACGUUGGUUUGUUGCUAAUCAAAACGUAACAUCAGGCGGGUGGCCGAACCCCGUAAGAAGAAAAGUUGCCAGCAGUAUUGAAGUUCUAGAACCCGGAUGGUACUCGGCAAUGGGUCAAGGACAUGCUAUUUCUGUUCUCGCAAGAGCUUACUAUCACUCGGGCGACGAGAGGUACUUACAGGCAGCCGUGAGAGGCUUGAAACCAUUUAGAAUAACAUCUUCAAAAGGUGGAGUGGCAGCUUAUUUUAUGGAUAAAUUUGUGUGGUAUGAAGAAUAUCCAACUACACCGUCUUCAUUUAUAUUAAAUGGUUUUAUUUACUCGCUUAUUGGUUUGUAUGAUCUUAAGUGCAUUGCAACAGGCAAAGACGCCGAUGAAGCAACAGAAUUAUUCGACAGCGGUAUGGUGUCGUUAAAAAAUAUGCUUACACUAUUUGACACUGGUUCUGGCACGACCUAUGACUUAAGACAUUUCACAUUAAAAAGCGCGCCUAACUUAGCGCGCUGGGACUAUCAUUCCACGCACAUUAAUCAAUUAUUACUUUUAAAUACUAUCGAUAUUGAUAAUAACGAUCAAAUAUUUAUACUAACUGCUGAAAGAUGGAUCGGUUAUAUGAAUGGUAAGAGAGCUGCGCAUAAUUAAUUUUUUAAUUAUUAAAGACAUUCUCAGCCUCCGCCCUCUCUUUUUAAAAUAUAUUUGAUUAUUUUGUAAUUAAACUUUUGCCGCCGUUUCUGUCAAGUUUUUUAAGCAGAUACUUAUCUUUUUGGUGAAAAUUUUUGAUUAUUUUGUCAGCAUUUUGGUGGCCUAUUAAUAGGUAAACAAAUUGAUGUUAAAAUUAAAUUGAUGUCAACUGUAAAUAAUUUUUUUUCUUAAAUCUACAUUUCAGCGACAAUUGUCUUCUUUUCAAUUCACGCUACAAUUUUUUAAAAUUAAUCAAUAAAAUUUAAAUCCAGUCGUGACAUUUGAAGCUAAUGAAUAUUUUUAAAAACUGAGGAUAUUGUCUGAGAAUGUCCUUAAAAUUUUUAUAACAAAAAGCAAAGAAAAGAAAAAAAUGACAUUUAAUUAAAUAUAAAUUUUUAGAGCUUGAAUUUAUACCAUUUUCUACUUUUCACAUUAGAGUAAUUUACCAUUUAAAAAUUUUGAGAUACUUAUAGUCUACCUCCCGUCUUAUAAAUUAUUUAAAUAAAGAGGAGUAAAAACCGACGAUAAAUUGUACAUUUAAAAUUAUAAAUUAUUUAAAUUAAAACGGUUUGACCGUUUAGUGCCAGAACUUUUUUCUAAAUUCUCCAAGUGUAAGAAUUUUUUUUUAUUCCAUAUUUAUUUGUCUUCUCAAACUGAUAAUAAUUCCUCGUGAAAUGAUGAAGAAAAAGUAAUGAAACAAUCGUUUUGUAAUUUAUUGAUACUAAUAUUAAGACAAUGAGUUUUAUCAAAACUCAUUUAAAUUAAAAUCCUUCGAUAGCAGCAACUAUUUGUAAUAAACUGAAUGCUUUAUUAGUUAACUAGGAUACAUUUAUAUUUAAAUCAAAUAAUAAAAGAAGAGAGUAAGUUUAGAUUAUAACAGGGUAGAUAUUUGUAAUGGUGAUAAUAGUAAUGGAAUAUUUUUUUAGUAAAAAAUAAAAGUAAAAAAAAAAGACACUUAAUGAGCUCAUAAAUAAUUUAUGUUUUUUAUUAAAAAAAUGAGCUCUGAUAAUUAUUACUAUGAACUGAACAUUCCGUUUUGUAUAAUAGCGUAAACUGUAAGUUUAUAAAUAAAUACAUUGAAUAAUUA
Microplitis demolitor is the source of this 3085-nucleotide messenger RNA. It is a transcript of the gene Hsepi, whose product is annotated as D-glucuronyl C5-epimerase B. The record is from RefSeq and is a predicted model, not a curated record. Gene Ontology annotation, biological process: heparan sulfate proteoglycan biosynthetic process. NCBI's taxonomy places the organism in Eukaryota, Metazoa, Arthropoda, Insecta, Hymenoptera, Braconidae. Bases 244 to 1959 code for a protein of 571 amino acids. The transcript is spliced from 4 exons. Gene Ontology annotation, molecular function: heparosan-N-sulfate-glucuronate 5-epimerase activity. Gene Ontology annotation, cellular component: Golgi apparatus.